This is a messenger RNA of Zootoca vivipara (common lizard), 873 nucleotides long. RefSeq names its product POU class 2 homeobox associating factor 2 (gene POU2AF2). Lineage: Eukaryota; Metazoa; Chordata; Lepidosauria; Squamata; Lacertidae. Gene Ontology annotation, molecular function: transcription coactivator activity; POU domain binding; sequence-specific DNA binding. Gene Ontology annotation, cellular component: nucleus. The record is from RefSeq and is a predicted model, not a curated record.
AUGGAAACGGUCCCUGCAGACUACGGCAAGCGGGUUUACCAAGGAGUCCGGGUCAAGCACACGGUGAAGGACCUGCUGGCUGAGAAGCGUUCAAGGCAGACCAGCAGCUCACGGCUGAACGGAAGUCUUGCCACAACACAGUCGUCAUUUGUCCCACUGGCAGGUUCUUCUGCUAUGUCUGGUUACUAUGGCAUCCGAAGAUCUCUAAUGGCAGAUGUGGAUUUACAAAACAAUAAGCAGAUCUCAAGUGACAUCUACACUUCCUCCCUCAUAGCAAAGCCAUUUGCGUAUGAAUCACCGGCAGUUCAGGGAUAUCCUUCACUUCUAGACACCCAUUUCAUUGACCAAUAUGCUGACCACCGAACUGCAUCCGUCACCUCUGGAGCCUCGUCCCUCUUUAGUGCCUCGUCGCCACUGACAUCGGUCAUGCCAUCCUUCCCAAGCGACUCGGCACAUUUUUUAAGUAGAGACUCCUGGGAACAAGCCAUGCCCGACAGCCUUGGCCAAUCGGAUGUGUGUCCUCCCGACUCCCUUCAAGCACCUUCCAUCACUACCGGCUGCCUCUCCUCUCAUGAGCCGGGAGUUUCUUCCCAGUACAGAAAUCCCACCUGGAAUUCGCCCAUCUCUGGGACUCAAUCCUACUCUUUCCAUGCUCUGGACGACGUCCACUACGCAGCCGGCUACUCUGCUGCAUCUCCCUACCCAUUCUCAUCUUUUAUGUCCACUGUGGCCAGUGACCUGACUCCCAAAAUGCUCCAGACCUCUUCAGAGGAGUCUUCAGACACAGCCCCUCUCCCUGACAACAGCUCUCUCUGGCCGAAGGAAGAUGGGAGCCCCCUUUGGGGGUCCUACGAAUGUCGAAGGACUUACUAA